UCCACAAUAUUUGCACCUUUCUCCGCUGUCCGAAGCAUUAAUAUCUGCUUUCUGCGCAUGCGUCCCCACUGGGUCCUGCGUUCAGAAAAGUGACACAUUUUUAAAACAUCGUUAAAUCCAGCUCAAGGUUAGCGUCACCGGAUUUUCCAGAGUGAAAAACGGGCACGUUUUUCUUUGUCUUCAAUUCACUGACGCCGCAUAGCAACUCUGAAACAGCAGAAUAUCACAACACAGUCCUAAUUUGAAAACGAUGCAUCGGGUGCAUGUGUGUUGAACACAAAAACGGGGGCGAUUUUCACUUUUUUUUUUAAACUGUUUCUGACUAGAAUUUAGAUAAAAUAUUUUUGCAGCGGUCUGUAUUUCUACGCAACGUGACGCAACUCCACGUACCGAAUUGCCGGUUUUCAGCAGCUUGGUAAUAGCUUUCUAUUACUUGUUGCCACACUCCCGUAAAGCGGGGUGGCGUCCGGUCCUGCCAACCUGCGUCCUGACCUCCUGCCGCCAAGCGGUGUGGCGCACCGCGCUCUUUAUAGGGGGAGAGCGUUUCCGUCGCGAAAGUGUCGCGAAUGGUGGGCCGGCCAGGGAAGAUGGCGGCGGAGCUGCACCCGCGCAGCGGCAAGCUAAUCGGCCUCACGAACUCGAACCGAACCGCGCACCGCAACCAGCCGAUCCAGGAGUUCAACCACGGACUGGUGCUGAGCCGGGAGCCGCUGCGGGACAGGGAUGUCUUCACCGUCCGCAUCGACAGGAAGGUGAACUCGUGGAGCGGUUCCAUUGAGAUCGGGGUGACCGCCUUGGACCCGUCCUCGCUGGACUUCCCCAGCAGCGCCACGGGCCUCAAGGGGGGGUCCUGGGUGGUGUCGGGCUGCUCGGUGCUGCGGGACGGGCGCUCCAUCCUGGAGGAGUACGGGAGAGACCUGGACCAGCUGUUGGAGGGGGACCGCGUGGGGAUCCAGCGCACCGCGCAGGGGGAGCUGCAUCUGUGGGUGAACGGCCACGAUUGCGGCGUGGCGGCUUUCGGGCUGCCCCCCCGGGUGUGGGCCGUGGUGGAUCUGUACGGGAAGUGCACCCAGAUCACCGUGGAGUCUUGUGAGCCCCCCUCAGAGAGAGAGGGGGAGGAGGAGGAGGGGGAGGUGGAGGAGCAGAGGGAGGAGGCUGCAUUACCAGCUCCCGCAGUGGAGGAGGAAGUACCAGUGUUGCUUCAGAGCCAAAGUCGUCCAGACAAGCUCCCAAACAGCCUGGAUACAGAGAAUGAUUUCACAGAGCAGGAGCUCUCCAGUGUCGUGAACAACGCGAUCCUGUCGGCGUGCUGCGGAGGCGGGGGGAGUAGCGACAGCGGGGGGGGUCUGCUGGAGAUACCUGGGGGAGGGGGCGGGGUCUCCCCGGUGGGCGGAGUCUCCCCAGUGGGCGGGGUCUCCCCGGUGGGCGGGGUCACCACGAAUGACGCCCUGCUGUUCCACGAAAAGUGCGGCACGCUCAUCAAGCUGAGCAACAACAACAAGACCGCGGAGCGCCGACGGCCCCUGGACGAGUUCAACAACGGGGUGGUGAUGACCAACCGGCCACUGCGGGACAACGAGACCUUCGAGAUCCGCAUUGACAAGCUGGUCGACAAGUGGUCGGGUUCGAUAGAGAUCGGAGUGACGACUCACAACCCCAAUAACCUGGACUACCCUGCCACCAUGACCAACCUGAGAUCAGGCACCAUUAUGAUGAGUGGCUGUGGGAUUCUGACCAACGGGAAGGGGACGCGCCGGGAAUACUGUGAGUUCAGUCUGGAUGAGCUGCAGGAAGGGGAUCACAUCGGGCUGAUGAGGAAAGUGGGCGGAGCGCUGCAUUUCUGUAUCAACGGCAUCGACCAGGGUAUAGCUGCCACACAGACCCCCCCCACGGUGUACGGCGUGGUUGACCUCUACGGCAUGGCGGUCAAGGUGACCAUCGUCCACAACCACAACCACAGCGACCGUCUGCGGAGGAACAACGCCAUCAUGCGGGCGCUGUCCCCCGACGUGGGGCGGGGACGCGGCGCCCUGCAGCUGGGAGGAGACCCCGACAGCGACCGACUGCUCUUCCACCUCAACUGCGGCCAGAAAGCGGCCAUCAUCAACGAGGGCAGGACUGCACUGCGGCCACAUGCCACGGACGAUUUCAACCACGGCGUGGUCCUGAGCGCCCGCCCCCUGCGCAGCAACGAGGUCUUCCAGGUGCGCAUUGACAAGAUGGUGGACAAGUGGGCGGGGUCGAUCGAGAUCGGAGUCACCACCCACAACCCCGCCUACCUGCAGCUGCCCUCCACCAUGACCAACCUCCGCUCAGGUACUUGGAUGAUGACCGGGAAUGGAGUCAUGCACAACGGAACCACGAUCCUGGACGAAUACGGACACAACCUGGACCGCUUGAAGGCUGGUGAUACGGUGGGGGUGGUACGGAAGGACGAUGGCAGUCUGCACUUCUUUGUGAACGGAGUGGCUCAGGGUCCCGCUGCCUGGAACGUGCCUCCCAGUGUGUACGCUGUGGUGGAUCUGUAUGGACAGGCAGCCCAGGCUACCAUCAUGGAUGACAUGGCGGAUCUGCCCCCCCUCCCCGACGAUAUCUCCGAGGGCAACAACCAGCUGUCUCCCAGCAGCCCUUGCUCAGUGGUGUCGGCCAAUGACCUUCGCUUCCAUCAUCUCCACGGCAGCAAUGCUGUCAUCACCAACGGGGGCCGGACCGCCCUGAGACAGAACUGUCGCAGCGAGUUCAACGACGCCAUCGUCAUCUCCAACAGGUCCCUGCGGGACGGAGAGCUCUUUGAAAUCGUGAUUCAGAAGAUGGUGGAUCGCUGGUCGGGGUCUAUUGAGGCUGGAGUGACUGCGAUCAGGCCGGGGGAGCUGGAGUUUCCCAACACCAUGACUGACAUCGACUACGAUACCUGGAUGCUCAGUGGCACGGCGAUCAUGCAGGACGGCAACACCAUGCGCAACAACUACGGCUGUGACCUGGACUCCCUGACCACGGGCUCCAGGAUCGGGAUGAUGCGCUCGGCCACGGGGGACCUGCACUACUACAUCAACGGCGUGGACCAGGGCGUGGCCUGCUCGGGGCUGCCCGCUGAGAAAGAGGUUUUUGCAGUUAUUGAUCUAUACGGUCAGUGUGUCCAGGUGGCCAUCACAAGUUCCUCCGGUCCUCUGGACAACAGUCUGUCCACCUGCAACAUCACAGAGAAGAGCUUCCCCAUUCACUCUCCAGUCCCGGGGGUGGCUCACCGGCUCCACAGUAACCAUGGGAAGAACGUGAUGCUGCAGAGCGAGGGCUGCCAGGCUGUGCGAGGGGGCGGAUACUCGCAUGGCAUCGUCUUCAGCAUCAAGGAGCUCAAAUCAGACGAGCUCUUUGAGGUGAAGAUUGAUGAGGUGGACGAGCAGUGGUCAGGCUCUCUCCACAUUGGACUGACCACCCUGCAGCCGGCAGACAUCCCCUGCACCUUCCCCGGCCUGUCCGCACGCCUGCUCGACCUCCGCACAAAGGUCACCUGGCUGGUCACGGGCUCAGAGGUCCGGCGCAACGGUACCCUUCAGAAACAGAACUACGGGUGCUCUCUGGAUCGACUGAGGGUGGGGAAUCGUGUGGGUGUGAAGCGAUGCAGUGAUGAUUCCAUGCACAUCCUGAUCGACGGAGAGGACAUGGGGCCAGCUGCCACUGCAGUAGCCAAGAAUGUGUACGCGGUGCUGGACCUGUACGGUCGCGUGACAGCGGUGUCAGUCGUGAGCUCCACUGUUCUGGACGAGACUGAGGGCACCAAGGUCCCCUCCCUGUCUUCAGAGAUCUGCAGUGAGGAGGAAGAGGAGCCCACUCCGUGUGAGAAUGAGGCUCCUCUGGUUCCCACCACGAUGCAGUUCCUGGAGAAUCAUGGGAAGAACAUCCUCUUGUCCAAUCAGAACCUCACUGCCACCCGCGUCUCCAGCUACAACCAGGGCCUGCUGGUCACGAACCAGCCCCUCCCCCGACAGCAGCUCUUCCAGGUGCAGAUUGAUCGCUUGAACCCCACGUGGACCUCCUCCUUGUCUCUGGGAGUGAUUGGCAGCUCUCUGGAGAGGAGCAGCUUCCCCUCCACUGCCUGCUGCCUCAAGCGCUCCUCCUGGCUGCUGCAGAGAGGCUGCGUCUUCCACAACUCACUCAAGAUCUGCGACAACUACGGCCCCAACUUGGACACAUGUCCCGAGGGGACGGUGCUGGGGCUGCUGGUGGACGCUAACAGCUGCCUGCACCUGUAUGUGAACGGCAUGGACCAGGGGGUGGCCGCCCAAGACAUCCCCAGCCCCUGCUUCCCUCUGCUGGAUCUGUACGGCCAGUGUGAGCAGGUUACCAUAGUUACCAACGAUGUGCCAGCAGUGGGUGGAGACAGCAGCAACCCCCGUUGCCAAGGCGACAUGGAGAAGGCAGACAUGGUAGAUGGUAUCAAAGAGAGCGUGUGCUGGACCCCCCCUCUUGAGGUGAACCCCAUGAAGAUGUGUGAAUACCAGGCGCUGUGCAGCCGCUUCAAAGAUCUGCUCUCCCUGCCAGACGGUUACUUCAAUGAAGACCUCAAGGCUAACCUGUGCUACUGCGAGUCGUGCCACAAGCUGCGUGGGGACGAGGCGUACUACAAGAGAGGGGAGCCCCCCCGAGACUACGCUGCGCCCUUCGGCUGGUGCUGCUUCUCGCUGAGGAUUAACCCACGCUGUGACGCGGCCAACACCUUCAAGAAGUGGCACAUGGCAUACCACGGUACGAGCGUGGGGGCGCUGCGCAGGACCCUGGACCAGAGCGAGCUCGUUACAGGCAGUGCGUCGAUAUUCUCUGCAGCGCAGACCAAGGGUGACGUGCAGAACGGCUACAGCGAGCCAGAGGAGAACAGCGCCCCCGAGAGAGAGGAGGUGAAAGUGCAGCUCUCCCCGACCAUGCGCUACUCCGGUCUGGACAACUUUGCCCCCAAAGUGCAAUUCAGGGACCCCCGCUCUCUGCGCUGUCACCAUGCCCAGGUAGCCCUGCAGGUGUGUGUGCGUCCUGGCUCCUACAAGAUCGGGGCGCAGAGCCUGGGGCUGAGCGAGGCCCUGGACCCCCGAUUCAGCAACAGCGAGAUCGAGUGGAUCAGCAAGGAGAAGGGGGGCACCCUGCUGUACGGACUCCUGAUCAGGAUAGAGUAGGGGGGGUGGAGGGGGGGGGGGUAGGAGGGGAGCUUCAGAAACAUCUAGACUGUGUGAAGCUCUAAUGAUCUGGAAAGAGGCACGGACUUCAACCUUCAGAAACAUUGAGACUGAGUGAAGCCCUAAUGAUCUGGAGAGAGGCAUGGACUUCAACCUUCAGAAACAUCUAGACUGUGUGAAGCUCUAAUGAUGUG
Acipenser ruthenus (sterlet) is the source of this 5356-nucleotide messenger RNA. It is a transcript of the gene neurl4, whose product is annotated as neuralized E3 ubiquitin protein ligase 4. The coding region runs from base 567 to 5162 and encodes 1531 amino acids. The transcript has 29 exons. Gene Ontology annotation, molecular function: ubiquitin protein ligase activity. The record is from RefSeq and is a predicted model, not a curated record. Lineage: Eukaryota; Metazoa; Chordata; Actinopteri; Acipenseriformes; Acipenseridae.